CCACGCUUUGAAACACAAAAAAUAUGGCGGGAUUGAAGGAUUGUGCUGGUGCCUCGCAAGUGACACGGGCUACACGGAGGCUAUGCGUCUUUGCGGGUUUGUUUUAAAACUGUGAGGUUUUAUACGUGAACACUUUUCGGGUCCCGCUGGAGUUAUUGGUAUGAAAUAAACAUGCCCUUUCAACAGAGGAGCAUCGAACCGCGGCGUGUUAGCAGGUUAUCGGCGAGGGAUGGGGACGAAACCGGGAGACGCAAACUACGGAGACCCGUUUUAUUCUCGUCUUUGGAUGAGGUCAGCUGUCACACGCUCACCAGCAUUAUAUACCAACUUUCCGACCUUUCUCGACAUGCCAGCGACAUCUUCCUGGGCAUCGAGGUGGAGGCAGGGAUGGUGUUCAGAAGAUCCUGCAGGAUUCAGGGGCGGCUACACAUUCUGCAGGGAGAAGUCCACAAGUUAGACCCCAAGAAAGUCCAAAUCCCGGUGUCUAACCUGGAUGAGGAGAGCAAGUGGACGGUGCACUACACAGCUCCAUGGCACCAGCAGGAGAACGUCUUCUUACCAGGUAGCAGGCCGCCCUGCGUAGAAGACCUGCACCGCCAAGCCAAAGUCAACCUCAAGACCGCCCUGCGAGAAUGUGACAAGUUGAGGAAAGAUGGUUUUCGGAGCUCCCAAUACUACUCUCAGGGUCCCACCUUUUCUGACCCACUACAGUCCUCCAGCAGCCUGCAGGACGAGGAGGAUGAUGACAAUGAUAAGAAGUCAACAGCUUCAUCAGUGGAUGAUGACAAAUCUCAGCUGUCUAUGAGGCCCCAGACCCCACAGGGAGGCGGCAAAGAAGGGGAAGUGUCAGAGGUUGACGGACAGUUGGUAUGGACCAAAACCGUGCCCCUCCCCACCCCAGAGGAGAAGAUGAGGCAGACUGCCAAGGCCGUGCCCACAGACAUAGUUGCCAUCAACGUCACAGGGGCAGUGUUUGACCGACAAGCGAGUGUCCGGCGCUCCCUCAUUAACACUGACACCGUGUCCCGCCGGCCCAAGAAGGUCAAACGCAGAAAGACUAUAUCAGGGCUGCCUGACAACUUCAACCAAGAGCUAGCAGCAAAAGGCCGCGGAGGAGAGCUCCGGCCGCAAUCCAUGUUCAUCCCGGGACAGUAUUCCACUUUGGGCCGAGUUGGAAGUGUCAACUCAACGCUCCGACGUUCCCAGACCAGAGACUCAGGCUGCCAGACAGAAGAAGUGAAGAUUGUACCCCCGUCUAUGAGAAGAAUUCGGGCUCAAAGAGGACAGGGGAUCGCUGCUCAGAUGGCUGGCAUUUCUGCUUCCUCCUCUACAGGAAGCAUAUCCAUCUCCAGUAGUGACAGUUCUGGAAUCUUGAUGCUGCCACAUCAGUUUAACGGAGAUCCUUCCCGUUUUCACAGUCUACCCCGACAGGGUGCCAGGGUGUCUCUCAGUGCUGAUCCCAUCUACAGCAGCACCCCCAUUAAGUCAGAGGAACAAACUACACCCCAUAGGCAGAUUGGAAAGCUUCAAGUUGACAAUACAGUGGUGCACAUGAGGAAUGCCCCAAGGACAGGCACCCUGCCCAGGCCCAAGUCUCAGGAGGUGAGGGGGACGCAGUCCAGUGAGUGGGGUGGUGGUCCAGCUUGUGUGGUCUCCCCACAUGCUGCUUAUGCCACCUCACUCAUCCCCAAUGCCACCAUGUCUAGCUCUUCUGAGGUCAUCACCCUCAACACUUCCAGUCAGCUCUCCAACUCUCCGGUCUCAGCUUACCCCGCAGCUCGACCGCUCAGUGUAGCUUCCUCCACCAACACUGACCCCCUGAACUCCAGUCCCACACCCUUUAGCCACAGCACCUGUCCAGCCUUGGCCACCUCCACCCCUACUCACAUACCACAGGAUGGUCGCCUGAAUGCAGGAGGACCUGCCAGCGAGUCAGGGCAUUCAGACAGCAGCGCACACAGUCACAGAACCUUGGCCCCCACACCACCAUCCUGUGUGACAGAAGAGCAGUGGAUCUACGACACACCAGAAAACGUGGUUGCCCAGCACCGCACUCUGACCUCCAGCUGUUCCACUCCUAUAAACCAGCUGUACAGCAGCCUGGAGCUGUCCUCCAGGACCACUACUGACUCCAGCUCCGUCUAUUCCCAGGACAAUGACGGAUAUUACACCUCCAUGCAUGUGGACUCAGGCCUUCGCUCACGCACCCAUGGCAGUGGGCACGGGGCAGCAGCUGGACGGGCGACCAGACACAGCAUGUACGAGUGCCGUGAGAUGGCCAAUCAGGAAGACUCUGGAAGCUUGUACAGUGACCGCUCUCUAUCCCGUAGCAUCUCCCUCCGCAAGUCCAAGAAGCCUCCGCUGCCCCCAGCCCGUACAGACUCUCUCAAACGCAAGCCUGGUGCAAAAAAGCCCCUUGGAGGUGUCAGCGCCAUCAGCGGGCCAAAUGGCGCUAUGCUUAAUGAGACUCUUAUUGCCAGCUUGCAGCAGAGCCUACAAAUGGGACUCAGAGGAGGGAAAGGAUGCGGCUCUCCCUCUUCACCCUCCCACAGCCCCAGUAGUGACUAUGAUGACCCUUGGGUGCUACGGCCACGAAGUCAGAGUAGCGUUAGUGCAGGUAGCUCUGCAGCAUCGCUAGUAGCUAACACAAACUGUGGCGGUGUGUCUAAUGUAUACUCACUAUGCCACGUGACGCCUGCUCACAGUGACACCAGCAGCUUGCGUUCCGACUACGCCGAUUCCUGGGGAUACUAUAUGGACUACCCUCGUAACCAUGGAGACCAGAGGCCACAGACUCCUCUGGCCCAUGCCACAGAUAACAUGUCAGCCGGGCCUCACCCAGGAGAACUACAGAACGGAGGUGAGAUUCACAGCAACAGCCAGGGCCCUGGAGCUCCAGGCCAGGAGGGUGGGUUGGCAGUGAAACCCAAAACAUCCACCUCCUCCCCUGACAGGGUGCACAGACUGACUUCCCCAUCUAGUGGCUACUCCAGCCAGUCCAACACCCCAACAGCUGGAACCCCAGUACCCUCACUCAUCAGGUCCAUGUCUCCCUCCGGCAGCCGGCCCAAGCCUAAAGUACCUGAGAGGAAGUCCUCUCUCCUUUCCUCUGUUUCCAUGUCCUCCUCUUCCACUUCUCUUUCUUCCAACACCUCUGACUCAGUUAAGAGUUCUGGGCCUCCUCCCCCACCACCUCCACCCCUUCCACCUCUUCCCCUUUCCUCAUCCUCAGCUCCAAACACCCCUCUCAGCCCUCCUCCACCCUUCCCUCCCCCUCUACCUCCAAAUUCAGGUUCCCCAACUCCUCCGCCAGCUCCACUAUUACCAAACACUCCACAGGGUCCAACUCUGAGCCCUCCACCUGCUUGCUCCACCUCCCCAGAAUUCCCUCCUCCUCCAUCCCCUGAAACACUAAUCCACACCAGUUUGUCUUUCAAUGGGAGCUUCAGUCCUCCCCCUCCGCCUCCCCCUCCUGUUCCCACAACGGGUCCCCCUCCACCUCCUCCAUUGCCUACUUUUAUCCCACCUUCUUCCUCCCCAUCUGUUGUGAAAGUGAAGGAUGCUCCUAAACCUGCUGUUCCCAACAGUCCCACAAAGUCAUCUAAGCCCCUCAUCACUCCCUUUGCGCUGCAGAGUGUUCAGCUCCGCUCAGUCAAGCAGCCAGAAAAGGAGAUCAAUGGCAAAACGGACCACACCAAAGCUGAGGAACCAAGGGUGAACCUCAUCAAGGGUCUAAAGCCCCAGACCCUGGGCAAGUCUGACUCCCAGGAACAUCCCACCAUAUUAACCCCACUGAAUUUCUCUCCAGAAGAUUCACGUAAUUCCUCACCGUCACCUGUAUCAAAGCUCCUAGAAGAGUUGUCAUUAGACUGCAGUAUCACAGACGACACACCAGACUGUGCUGUCUACAAUGGAAUAACUGAGGAUGAGAGUUGCAUUCUUUUAAAUGGGAAAGAAAAAGAAGAAUUGCAGACGCCACCACAGAGCUCCCAAAGCUCCCCUGUCAAACAGAAGCCCCCAGUAGUCUCCAAGAAACCUCUCUUCUUUGUCCCACCUGUUAGCCCCCAACCAACAAUCAAAGAACUGUUUCUAUCUCAGCAUGAAGAUACAAACAGCCUGUCCAGAACAGAAGACCAAAUAGAUGCCCCGCUAAUCCAAGUAAAGGGAGAAGAGAAAGAGAGGAAAAGUGAGCAACAGGAGGUGGAGAAGGAUGAGGAAACUUUAGCAGAGAGCAGUAUAUCAUCCACAGAAAACCAGGAAGGGUCCUACAUCUCUGCCUCUGCCAGCCAGAACGCAAGCCUUGACCACGAGCUGCGUACAAAUGGAGAUGAUCAUGAAGAGGAAGAGGAAGAAGAGGACGGAGAUGGAACGAGUAGCACGACUGGAUCCAUCAGCUCCAGGGAGGAUGACACAGGUGACGUGUUCGACUCCAGUACGGUUGAAUCGUCUCCGGCCCCAUCUGCCAACGGGGCCUCACGGGAGAUCAUGGUGACCCCGACUCCCACACGGACCCGAACCACUGAGGACCUCUUUGCCGCCAUUCACAGGUCCAAACGCAAGGUCCUGGGUCGCAAGGAGUCUGAGGAGGAAAAGUCCCGGGCUGGAAGCCAGUCACAGUCUCCACCCGUCACCCCCACAAGCGUGUCCCCAAGCCCGGUGUCCCCAAGCCCGGUGUCCUCACUGCCCCGUCAGACAGGCUCCAUCCAGCGCAACCUGCGGAAAUCCUCCACCAGCAGUGACACCUUCAAGGCUCUUCUCCUUAAAAAGGGCAGCCGGUCUGAGACCAGCUUCAGGAUGUCUGCCACUGAGAUGCUUCGCACCACUGAUCCUCGCUCCCACAGGACACGCUCCGACUCAGCUUUAGACUCCCCUACUGCUUCGGCCUCCUCACCAACGUCGCCACACAGCCCCUGCGCCUCCCCUGGCCGUGGCAAGAGGGCAGCAGAUGAGUGGAGCCGCUGCGAGGCAUUGGCUCUGUCCUCACCAACGUCAUCAUCCUUCUCAUUGAGCGGGUUCAAGUACGGACGUUCACGCACGCCGCCUUCUGCUGCCAGCAGCAAGUAUAACGCACGCAGCCGAAUCCUCAGCAGCCCAAUGACAGUUAUCUGUGAGCGCGAGGGUGAGCUGGCUGAGAGCGAGUACGGAGACACUGCAGACAGCCAGACUCUCCCUGUGCUCCAGGACUCUUAUGGCACUUUAUCUGAAGAGAGCAGAAGUUAAAGAGCAGAGAGCGCCCCACAGACACGGUGGGCUGAACUCAAUCAUUGUAACCAGGUAGGGGGGGGCAGGAAGAGGAGCCAAUAGAAGGCCCUCUUCAGACUCUGACACCUUCCCGAGCCCCACCCCCUCAGCGCCGCCUCUGAGGGAGUGGACAUGUCGGGACCUGAUGUGAGGUCAGAGGUCACCCCAUCAUGGACCAGGCUGAAAUCGGUCUGAAGUGGAGAACUUGGUUCUACUGCAGCUUUUCAAGACUCCCGUGAUUUUCAUUCUCUCCUUCGUUUGCUGACUCACCCUUUGUGUUAAAAGAAUAGUGUUUCUUUUAAGCCUGGUGUUCUUAGUUUGUUUUUCAUUGCUCAGUUGCUGUUUUAUUUACUUUUAUCCUGUCAGAGCUCAUGUUGGCUCUCAUAAUAUGCAGGAACCCUUUUGUGUCUUUGAAGGACAUGGUGAGAUGGCAAACUAAGGUGAUUUGAAGGAAUUGAAAAGUCACAAGGUGUUUGCUUAACUUUGCUGCUGUGGUGCUUCGUAGCUAGGCAGUUGGAAAGAGUGGAAUGUAAACCUUCUCAGCCUCUGCUGCUCUUCUGUUGGCUCUGGAAAGUGUUCGAAGGCACCAUGGCUCGCAAGUGUUGGCUUCAAACAGCCCAUAAAGAGGAAAGAACGUGAGGACAUGGUACAACGGACAGCUCCCACGGUACAACUUCAGCUAUCGCCAGGGUUUUCGCUUUCUGCUCUUAGGUCAGCAGUUUAGUUUGCAGAGCUGGUGUGUUCAGUGGUCCAUAGAAAGUGCAGAGGGCUCAGUGCUGCCACCUAGUGAACAGUGGUUGGGGCGUAUAAAAGCUCAACCAAAACAGCAGAUUAACUCUUUAAAAAAAGGCUCAUAAAACCUCUAUUAAUUGAAUUUUAGUUUGUUAGUUUUGCACUGUGCAUAGGUCUUUUUCUUUGUUUGUGUAUGUUUUAAAGAUUGUUUUAAUAAACAAGCGAUGUCUUGACUUGUGUUUGGGAAUUAAGUAUGAAUCUAUAAAUGUAAAGCCAGAAACAACAUAUGGAAAACAAAAAGCUUAUUUUACUGUCUUUUAGUGGAUCAUGUUGGUUACCAAAGAGCUGAAAAUUAAACUGUAGCUGGCUGUUAAUCUGGACGUGGACACAAUCUGAGAGCACAAUUGCUUGUCUGUUAUGUUUGCCGAGACCUAAUAGAAACCUUCUAUCUAGAGCUUAAACAAUUUCUAUAAUGCUGUUUUCUGCUAAGUUUAUCCGUUUGCAGUUUUAUAUUGUUCUGUAUGUAAAUACAUAGAGAAAUGAGUUUUAAGUAACAUUUGACUUAUUUUCAAAAGACUUUGUACAUUUUUAGAGCCCUCUGUUUUGCUGGAAGGGAGUGGUUUCCUUUUUUUUGUAGAUUAUUUAUUUUCACAUAGCAGGGCUACAGUCCAGCACAGCAUCCUGGUCAGAGUCAUUGAAACAAGGUGAUGGAGGCAGGACGACGAAAGAUCACAUUUACUAAGCUGACCCCACCAGGCGUUUUCUUUUUUUAAAAGGUGCUUCUUCAAAAAUGCAAUAAUGUCAAUAUUUAUGCUUAAGCCUUCUACUGCCCUUAAUCUUGAGUAAUGCAAAUCCCACGCUGGUGCUCACAGCUGAGUAAAUGUGGUCUCUUCAGAGUCAUAAACCGAGGUGACAGGCGUGAGACUUCAUAACCUCCUAACAGCCAUAACACCCUGUGGUUUAAUCACCUGUGACCAAAGUGUGUCUCCCAGCUCCAGCCAUGAUUGAGCACAUGGGGGCCCGGGCUUAUCUCAUGACGAGAACGUCUCAAUCCCAGUUUGUGAAGAGCAGACGGGAGGACAGACAAAGACGUGAAGUAAUGGGAGUGGAGCUGAAAGGCAGGCUGCUAACGCUCUUGUGUAUG
This is a messenger RNA of Scomber japonicus (chub mackerel), 7117 nucleotides long. RefSeq names its product NHS-like 1b (gene nhsl1b). Gene Ontology annotation, biological process: cell differentiation. Bases 172 to 5220 code for a protein of 1682 amino acids. The record is from RefSeq and is a predicted model, not a curated record. The transcript is spliced from 8 exons. Lineage: Eukaryota; Metazoa; Chordata; Actinopteri; Scombriformes; Scombridae.